AUGUCUGGAAAAACACUUCUUCAGUUCGGUCUCCACUCUCCAAUCCGAGAUGAAAGGUUUAUUGUCACUAAUCGUCAAUAUUUGCGUGAAUUGGCUUACGACACCGUCUAUUUAACUAAAGUUGUAGCAGAAAAUGUUCCUAAAUUAAAUCUAGAACAGAAAAAAGUUUACAAUGAAAUUUUAAAUUCAAUUAUAUCUGAUUCUGGGCAGUUGUAUUUUCUUGAUGCUCCAGGUGGCACUGGAAAAACGUUUUUAAUCAAUUCACUGCUUACGAAAAUCAGGAGUGAAAAAAACAUCGCUAUAGCCGUUGCUUCUUCAGGAAUUGCUGCGACUUUGAUAAACGGAGGUAAAACAGCUCACUCUGCCUUUAAACUACCUCUCAAUUUAGGUUAUUCUGAGUCUCCACUUUGUAACAUCUCUAAACAGAGUGAUAUGGCUCAUGUGCUGAGAGAAGCAAAAAUUAUUAUCUGGGACGAGUGCACUAUGGCUCACAAAAAUGGUAUUGAAGCUCUAAACAGAUUGCUCCAAGACAUUAGAGGUUGCGACCGAAUUAUGGGAGGAGUAAUUGUUCUCUUGGUCGGUGAUUUUAGACAAACUUUGCCUGUUGUGCCACGAGGAACACGUACAGAUGAAGUUAAAGCCUGUAUCGAGUCAUCAAUUUUAUGGCCUUUGGUCAAAGUUCUAUCUUUGACCAUCAAUAUGCGUGUUCAUCUUCAGCCAAAUUCGAAAGCAGAAGAGUUUUCAAAAAUAUUGAUUGAUAUAGGUGAUGGCAAAAUUCCGGAAGAAGACGAAAGAAUAAACGUGUCCUAUAUUAAUUGUGAAACUGUCCCAGAUUUAAUCACCUUGACUGACAAAAUAUACCCGAAUAUUGACAAAGCUGGGGACAAUUGUAGUUCAUGGUUAAAGGAGAGAGCCAUCCUCACACCAACCAAUGAACAAGUCAAUU
Messenger RNA from Cotesia glomerata, 946 nucleotides. RefSeq names its product ATP-dependent DNA helicase pif1-like. NCBI's taxonomy places the organism in Eukaryota, Metazoa, Arthropoda, Insecta, Hymenoptera, Braconidae. The annotation marks the transcript as partial. Gene Ontology annotation, biological process: DNA repair; telomere maintenance. The transcript has a single exon. Gene Ontology annotation, molecular function: DNA helicase activity. The record is from RefSeq and is a predicted model, not a curated record.